UUUUGGUGAAAAAAAAAUGAAAUGUUGUGUUGUGUUACAGGCUCAAAGGCCUGGCACAUGCGGUUAACCUUCGAACGGUUAUCGGGCGGCUGUAACUUGCACCGUUGUAAGCUGUGUGGCAAAGUAGUGACGCACAUCCGGAACCAUUAUCACGUCCAUUUCCCCGGGCGAUUCGAGUGCCCUCUGUGUCGAGCAACCUACACGCGGAGCGACAAUCUCCGGACCCACUGCAAAUUCAAGCAUCCCAUGUACAAUCCGGAUACCCGGAAAUUCGAGAAUAUGUUGACGCCGCAACAGGCGAUCGCUGCAGCGACCCUAAAUGCCCUGAAUAACACUCUGAGUGCAGCGGCGGCGGCACAGCAACAACAUCCUCUGAACAUUAGCAGCAAUAACAGCAACAACAAUAACAACAGCAGCAGUAACAACAACAGCACAGAUUGAUAUCCGUUCUAUCAAGCGGCGGCGGGGGCGGGGGAAUAUUCUCGAAGUACUUGGAACCAUUACGAAGGCGUGUCUUCGCCCACGACGACGAAAACUUACCUGCACUGGAAUCUCCAUCAUCACAAUAACAACGGGGAACGUGGCAGCGGCGGCAUGCUCGAAAAUACUCUUACCAAGCGCUCACUUAGCUUAGAUAACGUCAACAAUCAUCAUGCUGCCGGCGGCGUUCAUAACAGUAACGAACUUUAUUACAACAACAAGUAACGUAACAGU
Molecule: messenger RNA, 714 nt
Organism: Culicoides brevitarsis
Lineage: Eukaryota; Metazoa; Arthropoda; Insecta; Diptera; Ceratopogonidae
Product: protein tramtrack, beta isoform-like
Exons: 1
Coding region: 22-441 (139 amino acids)
Source: RefSeq, a predicted model, not a curated record